GUGCGCAGCUAGGAAGGGCGGCUGCGGGCUCGUUCAGGAAGCGGCCGUUGCUUCUGGGACCAGGUGUGGCGCACGGGGCGUGGGCGCUAUCCCGAAAACCCUCCCUCGGGUCGGGUGACGGGUUGCCCGGCCCGCCCCCCCGCCCGGGCAGAGGAAGGAGCCGCGGGAGCAGCGCAGGGGUGAGCCUGGGCACGGAGUCAAAGAACUUCAAAUAACACGGCCAUCUUGGAAACCCGUAUCGUGAGCCGAAAGGUCUUGGAGGGGACAAGAGACCCCCAGAAAGCUCCUCACAGUUGAGAGGGGGAAAUGGCUGUCCAGACCACAUGGCGCUUGGCCUGCCUGUCAGCAGUGCUGUUUUCUCUCAUGGCAAAACCAUCCCAGACCCAAAGAUGUUCCUCCGAGCAGACGGAGGACAUCACGAUCGAUAUCCCGGCGGCCUUUUCCAAAGGCAUCCGGGGGACGGAUCCAAUCCAUGCACCCUCUUGGGAAGCCUGUGUGAACGCUUGCUGCUUGGAAAAAAUAGCAGCUGAUAAGACAUGCAACUACGUAGUCUUUAACACCAAAAUGAAAGGCCGUUCUCCAAAUUGCUAUCGGUUUUAUUAUCCUGCCAAAGAAACCUGUCCAGUGAAACGGGCGUUAGGACUGAUGACAUUCAGAAUAAUAGAAGGCAAAGAGAUAUCCAAAUCACCUCUUUCCUUAAACAGACUUCCUCAUCCCACAGUAAAAGGAAGUCUGGUGUCCCCGAAAGCGGCUGGGUUUGACCUUGCAAGUACGCCGGGCGGUCUGGAUUCUUUGCCUAGGGCCUCUAAGAAAGAGGAAGUCUUUGGCCCUGCAGGGCCCCCCUUAGAGAAGGUGGAUGGACCCUCCCAGCAUCCCAAGGCUGGACGGACAAACAGCAUGGAGAUCUUUGGCUCUUCACUGGUACCUGAAACCAGCAGUGCUGCUAACACCGUCCAGCGACCGACUCCUGUUAAACUGACCCUUGCCCGCCUUGGCUCUCAGGCCAGCAGGACUGUUGGUGCUGCAGCCGUUCGCAUUCCUGCCAGCCACGUCCCGCUUUCCUCCCCUUAUGCCAGAAAGACUGAGGGGGCAACCCUUCAGCCAGGAAUGGCCACUCUUCCCCAGCCACUGCUCCCUUCCAAAACUCGGCCUCGGAAUUCCAGCUCGUCGUCAUCCACUCGACCUGCUCCAAUUUCAUCUGCUCCUGUACGCAAUUCUGGUCUCAGUAAUGGGCAACUUGGCUUAGAAGGCCAAAGCCCUGACGCCAAUCCAGGCAGGAAAGAUGCCCCUUGGUGGAGCGACCAGAGCAUCCUUCUCACUGCCCUGUUUUUUGGGGUGCUGUUUUUCCUCUUAGCCGUGCUGCUGUUAGGGGGGAAGAUGCUAGAGUCGCUCCAGCGGCAGCACUACACGAGGCUGGACUACUUGAUCAACGACAUGUAUGCCAACAUGUGACAAAGGGGGACUUGGAGACCCCUCGGUGGUCGGUGUGGAACUGGUUGGCCAUCUGUAGCCUUCAGGAGAAAGGAGGUGGGUUGGAUUCGCCAUGGCAGAUGAUGCGAGGUGCAGCGUUCCACCGGCUUCCUAAUGUUUUGCUCUCUUCCGUGAUCUCUUUCCUUGUUGGUGAUACGCAUCACGUGGUGGUAGCCCACUGACCCUCCUUCCUACCUUGGAAAUUGUGCAGAAAUUUGGAGCAUAACCCUGCUCACUUGAAGAGACCAUCCAUAGUUCCCUUUUGGGAAGACGGGCGUCCAUCAGGGCCUCUGACUCCAGAAGGGAGCGGGGGGACUCGGUAGCCAACCACGCAUCUUUCUUCCUUUCCUCUGUUAAAGCUCUGGCCUGAGGAAGAUCUGCCAGGGAGGAAGACCCUUGUGGUUAAAAAGGCAGGACACUGAUUCAGUCUGCCAACAGGGUAUUCGCGUCCUGGCGUUUGGAGUGCCACCCUGCAUACACAAAUCAUUUAGCGCAAGCAACACAUGGCAAGAGUGUUCGUUAGUGCCAGCCCUUCAGGUUGGCCAGAUUAGGAAACACACCAUAACGAUUACUACCUUAUAGUUAAUAGGGUAUAACAACAGAAUCUUGAUAGCCUGGUAGAGUUUCCCUCUCCCCACUUCUUAUACCCAAGAGCAGCUGGGGAAUUCUGGGAGUUGAAGUCCACCCAUCUUAAAGUUGCCAAGGUUGAGAAACACUGCCCAAGAGAGUCAAGGAGGGGUGAUCUUGAGUUUCUUUCUCAUCCUGUCCUGUCUUUCUGGCCUGAGGUUUCCCUAAUGGGUGCCACAUACCUUUUUCAAGGCUGUCUCUGCACUCUUCUAUACAGGCAGUCCUUGCUUAAUGACCACAAUUGAGACCAGAAUUUUGGUUGCUAAGCAAAGCGGUCAUUAAGUGAAUCCAACCCAAUUUUAUGACCUUUUUUGCAGUGGUUGUUAAGCGAAUCACUGUGGGCAUUAAGCGAACCACGUGGUCAUUAAGCAAGUCAUGCAUUGACUUUGCUUGCCAGAAGCCAGCCAGGAAGGUUGAAAAUGGCAAUCAUGUGACCAUGGGAUGCUGCAGUGGUCAUAAAUGCAAACUGGUUGCCAAGCGCCCAAAUCGUGAUCACGUGACCACAGGGACACUGCAAUGGUCAUAAGUGCAACCAGUCGUAAGUCAUUUUUUCAACACCGUUGUAAGUCUGAACUGUCACUAAAGGAAUGAUUGUUAAGUGAGGACUACCUGUAGUUGGUUUAUGCCACCUAACAAACUCCUAAGUGCAAAAUUUGGAUCUGACAAAACAUGAUCUUAUUCAGCUUUCUGCUCCGGAAUCAGCUCUGCUGUCACGUUUCUGACCUGUGUUCCAAGCUGACUCGUGUUCAGUGGCUGAGCCAGUUUAAAUUUUUUAACUCAGUUGUAGUGUAACCCAAACAACAACAAACCCAGUUCUUCUGUUUAGGAUAAUGAAGUUGCUUUUUGAUUGGGAGUAAUUCAGUCCCAACAUCUCCCAACUGCAGCACUUCAGCUGGAGAUGCGUCCUGUCUUCAGGUCCUUAAAGAGGGAAGGGGCUCGCCAGCUUUGCUGGUUCCCCUUCAGGUUAAGUGCUGGGAUGGUUUUGCCUCAAGCUGGGCAGAUGCACACCGCCUGUGGAUUCCACUGAAAAACAGCUGGGUUUGAACAGGAUCUUUUUGCCUAGUUUGUGUGGAAGAGGUUAGGGUGAAACUGACCAGACUUCUGUCUGUUUCCCCCUUUUCUUGGGCCAUUUCCCUUUCAGUCUUGUUUGGGAGACUGGACAAGUCCCUGCAGUUUGAUGUUGCCUCCUUCCUAGGUCUGUGAGAGAGUGACUGGGCCAAGGUCACCCAGCUGGCUUUGUGCCCAAGGCAGGACUAGAACUCAUGGUCUCCUGGUUUCUAGCCUGGUGCCUUCACCACUACACCAGACUGGUCCAAGCACAGGGAAUGGGGGUGAAAUUGGCCAGACAUCUGUCUGUUUCCCCCUUUUCUUGGGCCAGCCUACAAAGCCCCUAAUGUGGGGCUGUCAGUUGUUUACAAUCUCAUUUUCCCUUCUAUGGAAUAAGGACUUGCCUUAUCUUAGGGCUAACCGGAUGGAGCUACAAAAAUCAGGAAUGGCCACUAGAUGGUGACAGAAGGAAGCGUUCUCUGUAUCUCUUUGUGGCCCCCUAGUGUUUACACGGAUUCUUGCAGCCAAAUAUGGUAGCCCUAUUUUCUGACUACUGUUUUUCUCUGGGAAGGGAUUCUACUGUCAAUUAUUUAAGCAAUAAUAAAGAGUUUGAAGUCA
Candoia aspera is the source of this 3762-nucleotide messenger RNA. It is a transcript of the gene MANSC1, whose product is annotated as MANSC domain containing 1. Bases 307 to 1452 code for a protein of 381 amino acids. The transcript is spliced from 4 exons. NCBI's taxonomy places the organism in Eukaryota, Metazoa, Chordata, Lepidosauria, Squamata, Candoiidae. The record is from RefSeq and is a predicted model, not a curated record.